This is a messenger RNA of Rhea pennata, 3801 nucleotides long. RefSeq names its product solute carrier family 38 member 9 (gene SLC38A9). NCBI's taxonomy places the organism in Eukaryota, Metazoa, Chordata, Aves, Rheiformes, Rheidae. The transcript has 15 exons. The record is from RefSeq and is a predicted model, not a curated record. Gene Ontology annotation, biological process: amino acid transmembrane transport. Gene Ontology annotation, molecular function: L-amino acid transmembrane transporter activity. The coding region runs from base 152 to 1831 and encodes 559 amino acids.
UCUGAAAACGUUUUAAGCGAUUCGUAAAUCAGAAGGCUCAUGAGCAACCUUAAAUCAGUUGUGCUGAGUGUAUGGACCAUUCACCUAAGAAAAAUGGUGGUAACAAUGUCAGUGUAACUGUCAGAAUCUAAAAGAAGCAUAUUCUUCAAAUAUGGAAGAAGAUACCAAACCUCUUUUGAUUCCUGAGGAAGGUGACGAAAGCAAUUAUGGAAUCAUGAAUAUACAAUUUAAUCCAGAAGAUUUUAAAUGCAAAAGACCAUUCCAUGUAGAGCCUACAAACAUAGUUAGCAUGAAUGAUGACAUGCAAAGAGUCACUGAUGAAGCUUCAGCAAUGAAUAAGCGAAUUCAUUACUACAGCAGGCUCGCCUCUCCUGCAGACAGGGCAUUGAUUGCUCCUGACCAUGUACUUCCAGCUCCUGAUGAAAUCUAUGUGUACAGUCCAUUAGGAACUGCUUUUAAAAUUGACAGUUGCACAGAUGGCUAUGGUAAAAACUCCAGUAUAGUGACAAUAUUUAUGAUAUGGAAUACAAUGAUGGGUACCUCUAUAUUAAGUAUCCCAUGGGGAAUAAAACAGGCAGGCUUUACUUCUGGAAUCAUUCUCAUCUUACUGAUGGGCAUUUUGACACUUUAUUGCUGUUACAGAGUUGUGAAAUCACGGAAAAUGAUACCUUUACUAGAUACCUCAAACUGGGAAUUCCCAGAUGUUUGCAAGUAUUAUUUCGGAUCCUUUGGUCAAUGGUCAAGCCUCUUGUUUUCUAUGGUGUCACUUGUUGGAGCCAUGGUAGUUUACUGGGUGCUUAUGUCUAACUUUCUGUUCAACACAGGAAAGUUUAUAUACAACUUUGUUCAUGAUAUUAAUGUAACAGAAAUUGUUCCUGGCACUAAUGGAAGUAACAAAGUCAUUUGUCCGGGUGCUGCUGGAGAUAACCCCCCACAGAACGAGAGCAUGACAUUCUUUUCUGGCAACAAUACAAGUUUUGAGCUCUUUGAGAAGUGGUGGGACAAGUCACGAACAGUACCGUUUUACCUGAUUGCUAUUCUUCUACCCCUGCUAAAUCUGAAGUCUCCAUCUUUCUUUGCAAAGUUUAAUGUCCUAGGCACAGUUUCAGUUGUCUACUUAGUUUUUCUUGUCACUGUGAAGGCUGCUCAUCUUGGGAUCCAUUUAGAAUACAACUGGUUUACAGAGAACGAAUUUUUUGUACCAGAAUUUAGAAUUCUGUUUCCUCAGCUCACAGGGGUUCUGACACUUGCCUUCUUCAUCCACAAUUGUAUCAUCACUCUUCUUCAGAAUAACAAGAAUCAAGAAAACAAUGUGAGAGACCUCUCUGUUGCUUACUUCCUGGUGGGAUUAACAUAUCUGUAUGUUGGCGUGAUAAUUUUUGCAUCUUUUCCUUCCCCACCAUUAUCCAAAGAAUGUAUAGAACAGAAUUUUCUAGAUAAUUUUCCCAGCAAUGACAUCAUGUCAUUUGUUGCAAGAAUAUUCCUGCUGUUCCAGAUGAUGACUGUAUACCCACUGUUGGGCUAUCUGGCACGAGUUCAGCUAUUAGGACAAGUUUUUGGAAACGUUUACCCAAGUGUUUUCCAUGUGCUGGUCUUGAACAUAGCAAUUGUAGGAGCUGGAGUAGCAAUGGCAAGGUUUUAUCCAAAUAUAGGAGGUAUCAUAAGAUACUCUGGAGCAACAUGUGGUCUGGCCUUUGUAUUUGUGUAUCCAUCUCUCAUCUACGUGAUCUCCCUGCAUCGUGCUGGGCAGCUGACGUGGCCAGCAUUGAUCGUUCACAUCUUUAUAAUCCUCCUUGGACUGGCUAAUCUGAUUGCGCAAUUCCUCUUGUGAAAACUCCUCCUUCUCUCCGUGGCUGUCACAAGUGGUACAGUGACAUUUGGCAACAGCCUUGAGCAACACUAUCACACAUGAGAACUGAGCAGUCUUCAACAUGAAUUUUCUGAGAAAAGUUGCACCUUUGAAAUGAAUUCAGAUCACAUCUUUUAGGCAUUUAAAGGAAACUUGCUUGCUCCUGCAUAAACAUGAUUUUAUGAGAAGUGAAUUAGUUCAAAUUUGAGUGGGGUAGUUCCGUGUCUUUGAACAUUCAUCAAGGAUUAAUUAAGACCAAAUAUUUUAAUUUCCUACAGCCUGUGUCUCAAAACACUUGGCUUUCAGUCUUAAGCUGUAGAACUCCCUUCUUCUAAAAGAAGUUUUCUUACCUUUAUUAACAAACAUGCUGUCACAUUAUUUUUCAGUGACUGUUCAAAAUGCUCUUUGUUGUAGUUGUUUCCCUGUUUUGUUUGGAAAAUGAAAAAAUGGUUGUAUAUGUAUUUUUUAGGUUAAUUUAUCAUCAUAUGGAUCAAAAUGCGCUCUUAAUUUUGAAUAUGCUAUUAAUUUUUGGCAACAUUUUUCCUCUAGGAAAUCCCAAAUAAGAGAAACAAUAAACUGAUGUCUCAGUGUUUUAUUCAGAAUCAAUAGGUACACAAGUUAUUUGUGAGCUUACAAUGAAAAAAAUCAGGACAGUAAAAAAAAAAAAAAAUUAACCAGGCAGUAGCUCAAUUAAAAUUAGAAUUCCAGACUUGACCUCACUUCAGCUCUGUUAACUGGGUUGUCUUGCCAGGACUUGAAUGUGCUUUUAUUGGUGUAUGUUGGAUGCAGCGUCCAGCAUAGGCUUUCUUCCUCGCCUGUACAGUCUUAAUCUAGUGAUCAGUGAUCUCUCACUGUGCUCUUUGGACGUUACUCCAAACAUUUUGAGCCUGAAGAGGAAGAUAGUAUAGAUAAAGCUAGAACGCUUGAAAAAUUGUGGACUAAAUCAAAUAAUAUAAGUUUUAGAUAAUUCUUAACAGAAGUUGGAGGAAUCUGGAAAAGGCUUUGUUUUUAUUUUAAUCUCUUGUUUACUAAGAGGGUGUGUGUACGUGUGUGUGUGUGUGUAUGUGCGCGUGCGCACGUGUUUUCCUUCACUUGUCUAUGGGUCUGAGUCUUAAUCUAAAACAAUCAUUAAUUAAGUUGCCAUGUGCUAGUACAAUCUCAUCUUUUAAGGUGAGAGGGAGAGCAAAAACUCUCCUGUACAGAAUUUCAGUGUAUUAAAAACAAGUUAGUAAAUGUAAAAUAAUUGAAAGAGGACUCUAAGCAACACUAAACUCCAAAAUGAGUAAAAGAGGAAAAAAGUUGGAGUGAUCCAAUGUUUGUGAAGUGGGAGUUGAAUUGGGAAAGAAAAUUAAAUGGCAGGGUAAGAAUUUUUAUUUUUCUGAAAGAUACCAAAAAGCACAACCUAGAUAAUUUACUAUGUUUCUCUGGGAAAUGACAUGAAUUGCUGUAGUAUAUUUGUAGACCUGUUUGUGUUUGAGUUAGGCUCCUCAAACUGUGCAGAUGUUGGUUUUCUUAAAUGUUCUUUGAUUUGUAUGAAAUACAAGAGCAAAUAGAUCUGGAAUAAUAUCUGCAGAAUAGAAUAAUUAUUUCAGGUUCCCUUUUUUGUCUUGUGCCUUUAAAAUCAGAACUGGAAAAUACACCCACCAUCCAUUCUGUAUUAGAGAGACAUGUUUGACCAUAUCUUUGUCAUUUUCCCUGUGUACUGUUAUCUUCUGCUGCUUGGUUUGCUUAUCUCUAAGACAUACCUGUUCAUCCUUUUCACUGCCUCAGAAUGAGUGUAUCCUGCAGUGCUGAAUCAUUAGCACUGGGCCUGCACAUCAGCAUUUUAGGGACUGGGUUGACCUUUCCCAGAAAAUUUAUUUAAAUGUCUAGGUAGUCAUCGCUACACACAACAUGAUGGCUGCAUUCCUUCAACAUUCUCAAUAGUGUAUUUCAUAAAUUACCCCCUCUGU